UGAAGGAAACGCACGCCUCUGACGGGGUUUGAACGCACGUAACUCCGCCUCGACGCUCCGCUGAGGUUCAGCUGCUGCCGCUCGCCCUCCACUCUCAGUGCUGGAGGUAACUCCGUGCGUAAAGGUGCCAGACUCGGAGCGCAGCGCGCGUUUCUUCUUCUCCUGCGCGACAUCGCUGCUGAGAAAUACUGUAACCUGUCACCGCUCGUUAAACAGCCGCCCUGGUCUGAUUCAAUUGGUGUCUUUUUACACCUGCGUCCUCGUGAAUUCCAUUAUUGGAUUGCGCGUAAAAAAAAAAAAUGAAGCUCACGACUGGAGAUAACAGUGGACUUAAUUUCUGCCUGUGAAAACGCGCACCGAGUCAAACUUAUGGCGUGAAGAGCCUGUUCUUGGCCUUCGUCACUCACAGCUAAUGGAUGUCUUAACACAAUAUGCCUACAACGACAGUUCAUUUGACAAUGGAACAUGGGGCUUCAACCAGACGGACGGCGAGCAGAAGCAUCCGUACAACUACUACGCCAUGCUGCUCACGCUGCUCAUCUUCGCCAUCGUCUUCGGCAACGUGCUGGUGUGCAUGGCUGUGUCGAGAGAGAAGGCUCUGCAGACCACCACCAACUACCUGAUCGUCAGCCUGGCAGUAGCUGACCUUCUGCUGGCCACACUGGUGAUGCCCUGGGUCGUCUACUUGGAGGUGGUGGGAGAGUGGCGCUUCAGCAAGAUCCACUGUGACAUCUUCGUCACCCUGGAUGUGAUGAUGUGUACAGCCAGCAUUCUUAAUCUCUGUGCCAUCAGCAUUGAUCGCUACACAGCAGUGGCGAUGCCCAUGCUCUACAACACUCGCUACAGUUCCAGGAGACGUGUCACGAUGAUGAUCUCAGUGGUGUGGGUGCUGUCUUUCGCCAUAUCGUGCCCCCUCUUGUUUGGCCAGAACAACACAGCCACUCGUGAUGCGUCUCUGUGUGUGAUCGCCAACCCCACCUUUGUGGUGUACUCUUCCAUCGUGUCCUUCUACCUUCCCUUCAUUAUCACCCUCCUGGUUUACGUGCAAAUUUACGUGGUCUUGAGGAAGCGCAGGAAACGCGUCAACACAAAACCGAAGCAGCGCGUGUGCCAGGCUGCCCCACCAGAUUUGCCCAUUUCGCUGAAGGAUAAGUGCACUCACCCGGAGGACGUGAGGCUGUGCACCGUGAUUGUUAAAACCAAUGGGAGUUUUCCUGUCAACAAGAAGAAAGUGCUCUUCAUCAAAGAAGUCACCAAUGACGUGGGAGAAGAUCUGGAGCUGGAUGAGGUGAACAACAGCGGCACCAGCCAUAGGCAGCAGAAGCAGGCGCAGUAUGCGCUUGAUGACACCCCGGCGACAAGCCACCAGCUGUUGGUUCCCAACCGAGCCAACGCCAGCCCGUCGUCCUCGCCGCCUGAGCAGAGGGCGGAGCAGAACGGAGACCCCUCCAAGGAGCCUCACGCCGAUCCUGCCCCGGUGGUGACCAAAGUCUUUCAGACGCAGGCCUUACCCAACGGAAAGACUCAGACCUCUAUGAAAACCAUGAGCAAGAGGAAGAUCUCGCAGCAAAAGGAGAAGAAAGCCACUCAGAUGUUAGCCAUCGUUCUUGGUGUGUUCAUCAUAUGCUGGUUGCCAUUCUUCAUCACACACAUCUUGAACACCCACUGCACAAGAUGCAAGAUCACUGCUGAGAUCUACAACGCUUUUACUUGGCUGGGCUACGUGAACAGUGCUGUGAACCCCAUCAUAUACACGACCUUUAACGUGGAAUUCCGGAAGGCAUUCAUGAAGAUUUUGCACUGCUAGUGGGAGGAAGCUGGAGUUCAAAAGGGUCUUCUAUGGCAAAUACCUCAUGUACGGGAAAACAAAGCGCGGGGGGGCAAAACCAAACAUUCUUUCUAUGACUGUCAACGGAAAGACAUCUUCGCUCUUCACGUGAAAUCGAUGGUGGAGUCGUGCUCUCCCAAAUCACUGAAUGUAAAACAAGAAAUGUCUGUAACAAUGACUCGUAUCCCGGGAGAAGAAAAAUGUAUUAUCGUCCUCUAAAACCAUCGUGCUUGUCAAUUACAGAGCCAUUUGUGUAUAUCACACAGGUACAAGUCGCAAAAUGCUAUUUAUUGUGUGUGAGUUUUCGUUAUGAAGAUGGAAUUUGAUGCUCAAAUCUUUAUGAAUAUCAAGUCAAUGUCCACUGCAGUGUUAUGAAUCACGACUGGGAACGCGAGUCAGUGCUGGGAAGAGACUUGUGGUUCUUGCUGUCUGAUGUGGCCAUGCCAAGAUCCACCUAUUUGCAAUUUUAUAAAUGAAAUAUGUUGGAUUUGUUUUUCCCCUCCUCAUUGUUUCCUGUACAUACUUUUUGAACCACACAUUAAAUGUGACUAUAUGCCUGCGAUCUAGGUGUUAUGCAUGCUACACGGCUCCUUUACUUGACUUCUCAUGAAAUGGAUGUUUAGCAAAAAAUGACAAAAUGUUGUCAAAUAAAGUUCUGAGACACUUUCAAGUGCCAUAUGAACGAGAGUGAUGUGUCUUCGGCCGCUGCUCCAAGCCUGUGUUCAGCUCGUAACAUCUUUAAGCUCAGCUACGGUCUAAAGGUAACCCAGACGUGUCAAGGUCCCCGUCACAAAUGGAGCCCCAAAACACGGAAAUCUCAGGUGCAGGUUAGAAGGGUAAUCUUUCCCCCUCAAGUCAACUCCACGCUCUCCUCAGCCAUCGUUUCCUGCUUCCCAUCGGUCACUGGUACCUGCCCAGAUCCAGAUGCCAGCAGCACCUCAGCUGGAGAACAAGAAUGGAGACUGACUGUCUCACUACAAACCACAAUGGCUGCCACACUCCACCACACUCACCAUCCGUCACUCUUAAAAGAGACUGAACUCCUGUGUAAACUCUUAUUCCGAACCUGAAAUGGCCAUAACAGGUGAAGGUCCACGGUGUCGGAUUGGGACCAGCGUAUCCCAGCUUCCCCAAGUUCAUUGUGGACGGUAGGAGUCUUUGUACAGUGGAACAUCAUCUACAAAAAGCAGAGAUAUGAUCCGACAUUUAUUUUUGUCUGCUUAUUCCCGAAUGGAUAUCAGUGUUUGAGGUGGCUGUUUAAGGCCACAUGAAGCAUUCAUGCACACACUCACACCAGUGGACUGUGGGAGGAAAUUGGAGUACUCAACAACUCCACUGGUCCAUUCCAAGAGUUGCCUCAAGUCAGAUUCCGGCCUUCGCUCUCAUCGGCUGCAGCUGCAGUCCAUACAGCACCAGAUCAGAUCUUAACUCGAUUGAAAAACUCCCUCACCAGUGAAAGAGGACAGUGGCUGUCCA
Molecule: messenger RNA, 3304 nt
Organism: Synchiropus splendidus (mandarinfish)
Lineage: Eukaryota; Metazoa; Chordata; Actinopteri; Syngnathiformes; Callionymidae
Gene: drd2a
Product: dopamine receptor D2a
Exons: 8
Coding region: 413-1807 (464 amino acids)
Biological process (GO): adenylate cyclase-activating adrenergic receptor signaling pathway; adenylate cyclase-inhibiting dopamine receptor signaling pathway
Cellular component (GO): glutamatergic synapse; presynaptic membrane
Molecular function (GO): G protein-coupled receptor activity; dopamine neurotransmitter receptor activity, coupled via Gi/Go
Source: RefSeq, a predicted model, not a curated record